Saccostrea echinata is the source of this 4682-nucleotide messenger RNA. RefSeq lists its product as uncharacterized. The coding region runs from base 118 to 1254 and encodes 378 amino acids. Lineage: Eukaryota; Metazoa; Mollusca; Bivalvia; Ostreida; Ostreidae. Gene Ontology annotation, cellular component: cytoplasm; spindle microtubule; nucleus. The record is from RefSeq and is a predicted model, not a curated record. Gene Ontology annotation, biological process: regulation of cell cycle. The transcript has 7 exons.
GUUGGAGUGCAAUUUCUUGUCGAUCGCACGAUUUCCUAGCUAUGACAGCCAUAUAGAGCUAUUACUUUUGGAUGUGGACAGAUUUUUUUGCUGGCAGAUUUUGUUGUCAUUUUAUCAAUGCAAACUGCAGACCAGUUGAAGUUUAUGAUGGACACACGUGUCAAUCAAAGAGGGACCUCAAACCCAGAAUCUUCCUCCAGGCAGAAGAAAUUGUGGAUUAUAGUGUACUUCCCUAGUGAAGAUGCCGUCAGCCACCCAAUCAGCCUACAGGAGGUGGAAACCUUGAUGGGGGACACAGGGGAACAAGCUGGACUUGGAGAGGGAGACACAUGCCUGGCCCCGUACUUUGUCGGGGAUAGACUCCACACAGCAAAGAUAAUAAGAUGCACUGGGAACAGAAUACAGUUGCUUCAUGAAUAUGCAAAGUUUCUGAACUUAAGGAAGAAAACUGAUGGAGACUUCCUCGCAGAGAAAGAGGAGGAUAUGAUGGAAACAGUAGAAAAUGAAGGCUCCAUUUGGAAAUAUGCUAAAGCUGUUGGAGGUGGCAUUGCUGUAGGUGGAUUGACAGUUGUGGCAGCACCACUUGUUCUAUCAGCAGGUGGUGUAAGUGCUGUGGUAGCAGCCACUGUCAUGACUAAAGCGGUGCCUGUCCUAGCCUUGACUGCAGCAGGAGGUGUGGCUGUCAGGGAAAUGGUCACAGAAGAUCAACAAGAAUGUACCAAGUCUGAUGAGAAGCACAUAUCUACUUCUACAAAGACGACCAAGAAAACACAGUCUUCACAGAGCUCAGAAGUCAAAGUAAAGAACCACUCAGCAAGCAUGUUGUCUGGGGCUGGGCUCCGGUCAGCUGUGCGGGGGGUGUUUAGCUGGUUCUCAGGGACAUCGGAGGAAGAUGAUGAUAAAGAUUCCAACCCUGUUAACACUGCCAAGGACAAAACAGAAGACAAUUCUAUAUUAAUAGAUUUUAGUGAUGAUGAUACCAAGGACUCAACAGCAGGAAGGUGCACUCCUGUAAGCAGCUGCACGCUAGGCCUGACACAUGACAUGGAGGACAAUGGUCGAGACUGGCUGACUCUGGAGAACCAGCGACUGUGGGAGGAGAGAGUGUGUAGGGUUUGUAAGGACAAUGAAGUGGCUGUUCUUUUUGACCCCUGCGGACACAUGUGUGCCUGUCUCGACUGCUCAGCUGUUCAGAGAUGGUGUCCCAUGUGUAGUCAGUUCAUCAGUGUUCAUCACAGAGUAUACAGAACAUAACUAUUGGACAGGUACUCUUCUUAGUGAACUAUAGGCAUGUUAGAAAUAUCAAACAAUGAUUAUGUGAUUUGGGGGGUCACUACAAUGAUUUAGCUACCUGGGGAAUAUAAUAUUUUGGGCUCAGGGAAAAUUGUUCUUGGAGGGUUGUGAGAUCAUCAUAUUAACCCCUAAAAAUCCUCUGCAUUUCAUUUAGGGAAUUUUGCAUAGCAUUUCCGACAAUUUUUUUUUUUCAUUCCCAACAUUUCUUUUUUUCAUUUCCAGAGUUUUUGCAGGGUCACUCUUCAGCAAUUUAAUGUUAACGAAGUAGGUGGAAAUGGAUUUUUAAAAGAAUUUAUUUCAAACCACAUUUUCACAAUAAAAACAUAUAGUAGUAGACCAUAUAUAUAAUGUCACAUAUAUAAUUUACAUUUCAAGGAGAUGAGUGAAAGUUCACAACACUUAUAUGUGUGUACUUGUGCCUCAGGGGAAAAAAAAUCUUUUUAUUUUCACUUCAUUGAUAUCUAAGCAAAACUCAUUAUUUGGAUUUCAAUGAUUUAUUCUUUCAUUUUUUAAUUUCAUAAGUGAAGUCUUCAAUCCUGCUUUCUUUACCGAAAAGUACUACCUGAAAAUGUCGGAAAUGAAAACUAUAAAAUGUCGGAAAUGAAAAGUUGAAAAUUUAAAAAAAUUCUGGAAAUGAAAUGCGCAGCCUAAAAAUCCUGCAAUAAUUGUUUUAUCAUAUGAUCAAUGAUUAAGGAAAAGUUGCCAUAUUUCUUACUUGUUUACUUCUGUUGAAGACCUAGCUCAACUCAGAAUUCCAUUUGAAACCAUAUAUAAAAUGAAAUAAAUCAUGUCAAUUUGGAAUUUCCAUCUAGUUUAGACCAGUGUAGAAAAAAAUUCAAUGUGGUGGUUACUUAGAAGAUAGGUUACAGGUGAUUUCUAGAUUGUUGAACUUCAGCCAGUCAGUCUCGUAUUAAACAUCAUUUCUUUUUAAUUUUUGUUUAAAUUGAAAUAUUAAAAGAAGUACUUAAUUAAUAUGCUUUGAUUAAUGUAAGUAGGAAAUGUGUAGAUUUUUCUGUGCUGUAAUGAUGAUAAGAGAGUUGCAUACAUUGAAACUUAAGGGACCAGAUUUAAAGAAAACAUCUUCGUAAAAAAAAAAAAAAAGAAACAAACAAAAUUCUACGGUUUUUCCGGUGAAUUAAUUUUCUUUAAUUCUGGUGCUGCUUGUUGAAGUACGUGCCACAAAAUGCUAGCAAAAUGUGUUGGUAAUUUUUUUAACACUCCUGUUAUUUUGAAUACCCAAGGAUAAUUUGUCUUAAGAUGAUGGAUCAGUAAGAGAUCUUAAUGUUGUGUAUUGUAGCAGUAAGACUAUGAUUGCUUGUUGUGUACACUUAAUCUUAUUUACGUUUACAUUAAGAUCAUUUGUUUUUAUUCAUUUUGUACAGUGAAAGCUUCUAGCUUAUAUAAAUGGUGCCCCUUAUAAAGUUGCUUUUUUGUGAAUAAUUAUCAUAAAUGUGUAAAAGACUUUGUACAGGAUUUGUUCACAAAAGAUUACACAAUACAAGUUUUCUCUCUCAGCUAUAUGUAAGCAAGUGUCAUGUUGUCUUUGAUUCUGUGAUGAGUACAGAGUAUAUUUGUAAAUAUUUUAAUGUGAUACUGGAUAAAGUCCAAUCAUGCUCACAUGCCGUGAUAAAAUGAACUUGUUCCUCUUAAAUACAUGUGUAAAGUAAAAUGAUAAUUAUUAUGAAUAUGAUAAUCAUACUUUUGGCCAUUACUACUAUACGACCUUGACAACUUGCUCUUGCCCUAUCAAAUAUGUCCUUAAGUUAAAGUCUUGACAUACUGUAGAUCACUAAAUUUUCGCGACGCCUUAUUUUUGCGAGAUAGUCAUUGACUCUUUAUUAGCGAGACAGAAUAUUCACAAAUUGUGGUUAUUGCUCUAUAUAAUCUUUAGGAAUACUUAUAUACACGAGAAUGAAAUUUUCGCAUAAAUACGCGAAAAUAAAGUUGUUAUAUGCGAAAAUAAAGAGUGAUUUACAGUACUUUUAAUUCAUCAACACAACCUACUUAAUGUUUUUUUAUGAGUUAGCUGUUCCUAAACAUUUCAAACAUGGCCCAGAAUUGAUUUCAAUAUCUCAUUGUCCAAUAGCCUUGAGUAAAUGACCUUGAGUGACAAUCCUGACAUAUUUAUGGAUCAGCAGCAGUAACUAUAUUUAGUAUGAGUACAUUCCAGACAAGGGUUCCAGAUUUGUAGUUUUGACAUGAUUGUGCUAUCUCAUUGUCUAGUGACCUUGACCUUUGAGAUUGAUUUUGAAUCGACAUCAUGACUCUUUAGAUCCUGAACAGCAACACCUUGACCUUUGAGAUUGAUCUUGAAUCGACAUCAGGUCCUGAACAGCAACAUACUUAAGUUUAAAUUCGAUCUAAUUAAGGGUUUAAAAAUUGUAGCCGGGACAUGUCUUUAUGACUGAUAGAGGUAACAUUUUCAGACUGUUUUUUCUUCUGUUGUUAUCUAGAUGUUUUACAUUCACUCUGCUUUUGGAAUGUGGGUAUUUAUACAUGUAGUUACAGAAGUGCUUCUAUAAUUCUCAUUGCUGUGCCAUAUUACCAUUGAUAUUCCUUGUGUUUACAUACUACAUGGGUAAACAUAGUUUACUUAGCGUAUUUACAUAAAUGAACUGGGUUUCCCUUGCUUUGUACAUGAAUGUUCAUUAUUGUACAUGUAUAUUGUUUGUUUUUGGGUACUACUGUACAUUUUUUGUUUAUUUCUCAGUGAAGCCAUAUUUAGUAAUGAAUGCAUAACCAUAAUGAGAUUAUUACUCCAUAAAGUUAUAAAUGAUAUACUGUAGAUGAUGCAGACACCAAAUUUUUGCGACAUUUUAUUUUUGCGAAAAAGAUAUAUAUGAUUUUUAAGCAAGACGAAAUUUUCAUGAAUGUUUGAUAUUGUUGUAAGUAUUCUUUAAUAAUAAAAAUAUACGCGAGAAUGAAAUUUUUGUAAGUACUAGGUCUUGCGUAAUUAAGUGAAAAUAAAGUUCUUACAAAUAAGCAGUGAUUUACAGUAAUUAAUAUAGAGAAGAAUGACUUUAUGUGUAUAAGUUUUUUAAGCCAUACAAAGAAACAGAAAAAAAAUUAGAUGAAAAUGGAAUAUCUCCCUUUGAAUCUUUAUUUACACUGUUACUGGUAAAAGACAAGGAGCAGCUUAUUGCCAUUUUUAUUGUAGAUUUUACAAUAUUUUCUGUUGACAUUUAUAUUUGUUGUUGAACUAAAUUUAUUUUCUAUAGCCUAGCUAGGUCAUUGCCUUAUGAAGGUUUUAUAAAAACCAAUUUUAAUUUAUUUUUACUUGAGCUUACUCUGAAAGUCUAAGACUUACAAAACUUUCUAUAUGUGUCAGUGUCAAACCCGGUGGUUAUAUUUUUUUCUCUGGCUUAUAUUAAUAAACAGAUCAGAUCUGA